UCUUGACACCACGUCCUUCUGCUUCGCUUGUGCCCGCGGGUAAACAUGGUUCAGGUACAAUAUGCCGGCUGUAACGCUACACACUGCUGCUAUGCUCUGCAAUCCUCAAACUCGAUUGGGGAUGUCAAAAAAAAAAAGUUGUGAAACCCAUCCACUGUGCUCUCUCGUCAUCACGUAGUGCUCUGGACAACUUGCUCUUGGUACUACAGAUCGGAGUUCAUCAAAUGUGGCUUGACAGUGACAACUUCCAUACUGCAAGCAACUGGGAGAGAUCCGCUUCUCCUCCGCGUUAUCGGGCGGUGUUCCCAAUUAUCUGGAUAUGCCAUCGAUUAUUAUUCAUGGACAAGUCUCAUUUCCGCUCUGAGCCCUCUGAUCACGGACAUAUCUGUAUGUUCAACAGAAUGCAACCAAGAUCUGAGAGGCACAGAGAGAUGAACACGUCACCGGUCUUAGCUCGCCCACCGCGAACGGAGGAACGCAAGCCCCAUCUAACAGGCCAUCUCCGUUGGACCAUCGUUUCCUUUACUGGACAAUCUCGCCCCCCGAACAUCAGGUCUGUCGAAAUAUGCAAACACCGGCGCUUUCUGUCAUAUAAAGGAUGGACCUGGCCGUCAGACUUCUGCCCAUCCAUCGCACCUCUCUUGUCCCCCCUGGCCAGCCUCCAGCGAUGAUCGGCCUUCGCAGUAUCCUCACUCUGUCCGUUGUUGUCCUCUUCGGGAUGAUGGCUAUGGCUCGGCCUGUCUCCACUGCCUCCAAGAGAGCCCUGAAGCAGUACAAUCCGCGCGAUGCGCCGACCCGUGUUCAGCGAGGCCACACCCAGCCUUCUGGCUAUUACGGGCGGCGAGAUGAGGCCGCUGCUCGCCCUCACCCCUCCAAGUGCUUCACUCCUCUCGAGGCUAUUAGCUGGGUGCUGACUGUACUUUCCUCCAGGUCUUACAAGUGAAUAUAUGCGCCUCAAUCGUCGCUCGCGGACUACUUUGUGCUCCGUAAACGUAUCUGUAGCUCACUGUACUCGUGAAUUUAUAUACAUGUGCUUAUCUAUUCGCUCAUGAGACACCC
Molecule: messenger RNA, 1059 nt
Organism: Mycena citricolor
Lineage: Eukaryota; Fungi; Basidiomycota; Agaricomycetes; Agaricales; Mycenaceae
Source: the annotation of a GenBank genome assembly